AUGAUUGACAUUAAUUUAUUCCGUGUUGAAAGAGGAGGAAAUCCCGAGCUUAUACGAGUGUCGCAACGCAAGCGCAACGCCUCUGUUGAAGUUGUCGAUGAGAUAGUUACAAUCGAUAAGGAAUGGGUCAAAUUGGAUGAGCUAAACAGAAAAAUCAAGGUCGUCCAAAAACAAAUUUCCGACCUCAUAAAAACAAAUGACCGCGCCGCAGCAGAGGGCCAUUUGACGGAAAAAUCUGCGCUUGAAGAGGAGCGAAAGUGCAUCGAGUCAAAUAUGGAUGCCAAGAUGGCCCAUUUGGAGAAGCUGUUGGAUUCGAUCGGAAAUAUUGUGCAUGAAAGUGUCCCUGUUUCUAAUGACGAGGCUCCUUGCAAGAAAGAAAACAUCAUGUCACACGACCAAGUCCUGACUCGCAUUGAUGGGUUUGACCCAGAGAGAGGCGCAAAAGUUGCCGGGCAUCGUGGCUAUUUCCUAAAAAAUUGGGGUGUUCGUCUCAAUUUGGCGCUUAUUCAAUACGGAUUGGAUUUCCUUUCAAAGCGAAACUACACUCUUUUGYAAACCCCUUUUAUGAUGAAAAGAGACAUGAUGAUGCGUACGGCCCAAUUGAGCGAUUUUGACGACCAGCUUUUCAAGAUAGUGGACGAAUCGGGCGAAGACAAGUAUUUGAUUGCUACCUCAGAGCAGCCCAUAUCUGGUUUCCAUGCCAACGAAUGGUUUGAAAAGCCUUCGGAAACCCUUCCGCUUCGAUAUGGUGGCCUUUCUUCUUGCUUUAGGAAAGAAGCCGGCGCCCACGGAAAAGAUACAUGGGGCAUCUUUCGCAUUCACCAAUUUGAAAAGAUCGAGCAAUUUGUGCUAACGGAGCCCCAGCACUCGUGGGCCAUGUUUGAGGAGAUGAUCGGCACCUCUGAAGCCUUUUACCAAUCCCUCAACCUUCCCUACCGCAUUGUGAGCAUUGUUUCUGGGGCGCUGAACAAUGCUGCUGCAAAGAAGUACGACCUUGAAGCGUGGUUUCCCUAUUUUGGCGAGUACAAGGAGCUUGUUUCCUGCUCGAACUGUACCGAUUACCAAAGCCGCUCUCUUGAGAUCCGAUGUGGAAUCAAAAAGCUUGGUGACCGAGAAAAAGUGUACGUGCAUCUCCUCAAUUCGACCUUGACGGCAACAGAGCGAACUCUUUGCUGCAUAAUGGAGAACUAUCAGACUCCAGAAGGGCUGGCCGUGCCUGAAGCGCUUCGCCCAUAUCUUGGAGGUGCCGAAUUUAUCCCAUAUACCGCUCCAAUUCGGAUUCGCAAAUAA
Molecule: messenger RNA, 1290 nt
Organism: Mitosporidium daphniae
Lineage: Eukaryota; Fungi; Microsporidia
Product: cytoplasmic serine-tRNA ligase Srs1
Exons: 4
Coding region: 1-1290 (429 amino acids)
Biological process (GO): seryl-tRNA aminoacylation
Cellular component (GO): cytosol
Molecular function (GO): ATP binding; serine-tRNA ligase activity; tRNA binding
Source: RefSeq, a predicted model, not a curated record